Messenger RNA from Cylicocyclus nassatus, 1626 nucleotides. Lineage: Eukaryota; Metazoa; Nematoda; Chromadorea; Rhabditida; Strongylidae. The record is from the annotation of a GenBank genome assembly.
AUGGUCACGAAAGGCUAUAGAGUUUCUUUUGAAAUACUGCAUAUAAAAAGAAAGAGGGGCAAUGAGCCAGUAAUCAAAAUGCUUGGUCCAAAAUACUUGGCAUUCUUGACCAUCUUCAUACUGCUUGUACUGGAUGCAUCCAAGGAAGAGGGAGCCUGUGAAAACGGGCUUGGAGAAGACGAAGCUGAGGCAGUGCUUAAGCUGAUCAACGAAGCACGUUCAAGUCUGGCCAAAGGAGAACUCGAGGGAAAUGGAGGAAAUUUUACGGCAGCUAAAAGCAUGAAUCAACUGGCUUGGAGUUGCGAACUCGAGUCAGACGCAGCGAAACUGAUUGGCUUUUGCGACACGCCGCUGCCUUCUGAAAUCCCAAUUAUCGCAAAGGGUCUCGGCUGGAGCCACGUGUGGGCAAAUCACGAACCGGGAGACCCUGCUAUAGAAUUUGUGGACAUGGUUCAAUCGAUACUCGAUUUUAGAAUAAUUGUAAAUCCUAAAGGUCUAAGCAAUUAUUCAGACGAUGAUGAACCAUCCUUCCCUAAUUUGAUGCAAGCGGCAGCUACGAGAUUGGGCUGCACAAUCCAGCGCUGUCCACCACUAUAUGAUGAUUAUGAUGAGACCGUCAGCACAUUAUGUCUAACGGAUCGAACAUUGACGGACGGCUCUGAAGUCUAUGCAGAAGGGAGUGCUGAUGACUGUGAAUGCUCAGGAGUCUUGACAUGUAGUCCUGACACUAAGUUAUGUGAAUUGACUACCACUACCUCUACUACCACUACCACAACGACCACUACACCUACUACACCGACGACAACAACUCCUACUACUACUACUACUACCACUACAACCACCACAACAACCACAAGUACUACUACGCCAACAACAACUACCACUGCUACUACUAUUACUACACCCACAACAACCACUACUACGCCCACAACAACAACCACCGCAACUCCAACGCCUAUCACAAUUACUACAACCCCGGCUAUACAACCCUCUCCCAAUGCGGUGUUACCUAGUUCCACAGUUGCAGACAGCAUUUGUCCUGAUAACAUUUACAUGACGGAUAAGUUGAGGUUAAAGAUUUUGGAUAUGCACAACAGCCGCAGGAGUUUGCUUGCACUUGGAAAAGUGACUAAAAACACAGGUGCCUAUUUACCAGCAGCAGCAAAUAUGCGUAAACUGAGGUAUGACUGUGAGCUGGAGUUCUCAGCUAUAAAAUUCGCCAGCCAAUGUUCUAAGAUUGGUUCAACAGAAGAUACUAGAGUUGGACAGGGUGAAAAUAUGUAUCAAUUGACAGAGACAGGAGUUACGUCGUUUGAAGAGGCAGCAAGCAAGGCUGUUAAUUCAUGGUGGAAGGUAGUCCAAAUCUACCCUAGUCUUGGGUCAGCCGCUAAAUUUCGGGAAACCCACGUUGGAACUGCAAUCAUUACAUUUACACAGAUGGCAUGGGCUGCAACGCAGUACUUGGGCUGCUCAGUCGUACAUUGUUCGCCAUUUUACACCACUGUUUGCCGUUACUCUCCUAAGGGAAAUGUUGCUGGCGAAACAGUUUAUGCUCCAGGAGAUUUUUGCACUGCAUGCCCACCUGAUACCAUGUGUAACGCUGCACUCUACCUCUGCGCCCCGUGA